AUCAUCUUAUUACCUUAUUCAUGAGACUCAUUUGACAUCCGAAGCCACAAAGGAGUAUGACCGAAACCUGUCCCAUGCCUGAAAAAGAAGGCGAUACGCGGUGACUGACGAGAGUCAAGUGAACUGAGUCUGGGGGAAGGUUCUCAGUGAACGGAGCGCGGAGGAUGCGCGGGUGGUGCUGGAGGCGGGUCCCAGCCAGAUGUGCACGGCUGGCCCGCCCUCCCUCGCGCACCCGGCCCGCUUCACCGGCAGAGGAACCGUGGAGCGCCUUGCCAGGGCGCCCCCUCCUCUCCCAAGGCCGCAAGCACUCCAGCUGUGGGGCCGGCCUCCCCUUCCCACCCGCGGGGACCGCACCUGGAGGAGCAGAGGCCCCGAGCAGCCGAGGAGAGCGGAGGCAGCGGCCCCGCCGUGUCCAGGUCCCGCGCCCUCCCGGGGGGCAGGAGGAGGAGCAGAAGGCCAAGGCAAAGCCCCGCUCCAAGAUGCCGCCAGCCUGGGCCCUCGCGCUCCCGCUGCUGCUCCCCUGGGUGGCAGGUGGAUUAGGUAACGCGUCCAGUCCAAGCGAUCAAGGGUGGUCGGCACCAGCUCUCCAGCCUGGGGUCUGUCGCUAUGGAACCAAGCUGGCCUGCUGCUAUGGCUGGAGGAGGAGCAGCAAGGGAGUCUGUGAAGCUACUUGUGAACCUGGAUGCAAGUUUGGGGAGUGUGUGGGACCAAACAGGUGUAGAUGCUUCCCAGGAUACACCGGGAAAACCUGCAGUCAAGAUGUGAACGAGUGUGGAGUGAAACCCCGGCCAUGCCAACACAGGUGUGUGAACACUCAUGGGACCUACAAGUGCUUUUGCCUCAGCGGCCACAUGCUUAUGCCAGACGCCACAUGUGCCAACCUGAGAACGUGUGCCAUGACAAACUGCCAGUACGGCUGCGAAGACACGGAGGAAGGGCCGCGGUGUCUGUGUCCGUCCUCGGGUCUCCGCCUGGCCCCCAACGGAAGAGUUUGCAUGGAUAUUGACGAAUGUGCCUCUGGUAAAGCCGUCUGCCCCUACAACCGAAGGUGUGUGAACACAUUUGGAAGCUACUACUGCAAAUGUCAUCUUGGUUUUGAGCUGAAAUUUAUCAGUGGCCGAUAUGACUGUAUAGACGUAAAUGAAUGUGCUGUGAACCCCCAAACGUGCAGCCUCUACGCCAAUUGCCUCAAUACCCAAGGAUCCUUCAAGUGCAAGUGCAAGCAGGGAUACAAAGGCAGUGGACUUCAGUGUUCUCUUAUUCCUGAAAAGUCUGUGAAGGAAGUCAUCAGAGCACCUGGUACCAUCAAGGACAGAAUCAAGAAGUUGCUUGCUCACAAAAACAGCAUGAAAAAGAAGCUAACAAUGAAAAAUGUCAUCACAGAACCUGCUGGGACUCCCAGCCCUAAGGUUAACUUGCAGCCCUUCAACUCUGAAGAGAGCGUUUCCAGAGAUGUAAGCCCUAAUGGAGGGGAAAAAGGGAAUGAAGGAAGAAAGAACAAGGAGCUGGAGGAAGAGCAAAGAGACAAGACAGCCCUGAAGAACCAUGUGGAACAGGAGCAAAGCCUUCGAGGAGAUGUGUUUUUCCCUAAGGUGAAUGAAGCAGAUGAAUAUGGCCUGGUUCUGGUCCAAAGAAAAGCUAUAACAUCCAGACAGGAACGCAAAGAUUUAAACAUCUCAGUUGACUGCAGCUUCGCCCAUGGGGUCUGUGACUGGAAACAGGAUAUAGAAGAUGAUUUUGACUGGAACCCUGCUGAUCGAGAUAAUGCUCUUGGCUACUAUAUGGCAGUUCCAGCCCUGGCAGGCCGUAAGAAGGACGUUGGCCGAUUGAAACUUCUCCUCCCUGACUUGCAGCCCCAAAGCAACUUCUGUUUGCUCUUUCAUUACCGUCUGGCUGGAGACAAAGUAGGGAAACUUCGAGUGUUUGUGAAAAACAGUAACAAUGUCCUGGCAUGGGAAGAGAGCACGAGUGAGGAUGGAAGGUGGAAGAUGGGGAAAAUUCAGUUGUAUCAAGGGAUGGACACUACUGAAACUAUCAUUUUUGAAGCCGAACGUGGCAAAGGCAAAGCUGGAGAAAUUGCAGUGGACGGCGUCUUGCUGAUGUCAGGCUUAUGUCCAGACAGCCUUUUUUCUGUGGAUGGUUGAAUGUUACUGUUGUCUUUUAUAUCUUUGUAUUUGGCUUUUUAUGUCAGUUCUCUGUUUUUUGAUGUGACAUCAUACAUGCCCCUCCAUUUUAGAAAUACAAACUGAAAAAUUGUAAUGUACCAACAGAAACAUUAUUGUAAGAUGCCUUUCUUGUAUAAGAUGUAUCGAUAUGUGCUUUAAAUGUAGUACUAUUGUGUCCUCUCAUUCAUUUCUGAAUUUAUAAAAUGUGGAAAUGUCAGUUCUGCUUCUCCCUCCCCACUCCGCCACCCAGUAUAUUUGAUUUGUCUACAUGAGUUGAUGAACCUCUCUAUACAACGUUUCUAGAUUACAAAAAAAAAAAAGGCACAGAGAAAUGUUUGACUUUAAUGGCACUUUUUGGAAACUAUGACAUCACAGAUAGAUUUCUACCUAAGUGGCUUAGCCUGAUCUUUUAUGGCCAAACUUGUAUAUUUAAAUUGUUUGUAAUAAUAAUAUCCAAAUAAUCACCUUGGGUCAUGGUUUAAGUUUUUCUAAGUAAGAAAAUAUGGUUGUUAAUUCUAUGUUUACUUAUGUGUAUGAUUAUUUGCUUUGCUGGAAAAUGUGGGUUUUAUUCUUUUCUCUAUGGAAAUAAUUUAUCUUAAAAUGACUUCCUAUUAUGGGAACAACAUGAGUGCUUUAUUAGACCUUGUAAAUGCAAUACAAAUUAGCAUAAGUUGUUGAAUUCAAGACCUCAGAGAACUACCUGAAACUAAAUUAAGCAAGUAGCAGGACUCAAAGAAAAGACAGAUGCCUUCUUUUCUGUUUUUCUUUUCUUCCAAAUUCAAGAAUGGCUUUGUGUGGUAAUGAAUCCUGAGUGAAUUCUUUGAGGAUGAAAGGAUAUUCUGCUUUAAGAUUCUGGGUCAGAAUUAGCUCCAAGAUAGCUUCCAAACAGAAGGUUCCCCAGAUAUUUGCCUGCUCUCGCCUAAAGCAAUGAAGGCACUGUGCUCUAUGAGGAAGGAAAGAGAGACGGUGGCCCACCUAUUAAUCUUUAAAAGUUGUAGUCUCAGUUUUCAGGAUUUUUUAUACUGAAACUCUUGGGGCUGGAACACAUUGUUUUUCUUUAGUAGGAAGAAAUUUGGGCAUACAACGUCUACAGAGGACUGUGGCUGUACUUGUUGGAUAACUGAUAGUUAUAGAAACCCCCAAAAUAGUGUUUCUAGUGAUACCAGUUGAAGAUCUGCCCAGCUGAAUCAAA
Messenger RNA from Hipposideros armiger (great roundleaf bat), 3357 nucleotides. RefSeq names its product EGF like domain multiple 6 (gene EGFL6). Gene Ontology annotation, molecular function: calcium ion binding. The record is from RefSeq and is a predicted model, not a curated record. Lineage: Eukaryota; Metazoa; Chordata; Mammalia; Chiroptera; Hipposideridae. Gene Ontology annotation, cellular component: membrane. The transcript has 13 exons. Bases 165 to 2144 code for a protein of 659 amino acids.